Messenger RNA from Lindgomyces ingoldianus, 840 nucleotides. RefSeq names its product phosphatidylinositol glycan class L. The record is from RefSeq and is a predicted model, not a curated record. The coding region runs from base 1 to 840 and encodes 279 amino acids. The transcript is spliced from 3 exons. Gene Ontology annotation, molecular function: N-acetylglucosaminylphosphatidylinositol deacetylase activity. Gene Ontology annotation, cellular component: endoplasmic reticulum. NCBI's taxonomy places the organism in Eukaryota, Fungi, Ascomycota, Dothideomycetes, Pleosporales, Lindgomycetaceae. Gene Ontology annotation, biological process: GPI anchor biosynthetic process.
AUGAAUUGGCUCGCCUGGGCCUCUGUGCCCGUUAUCGUCUUUAGCUUUUGGGUGUACACGUCCACGCUCAGCAGCUCAUUUCCCACCUUGCGAGGGAAGCGCAUUGUCCUCCUCAUAGCUCAUCCUGACGAUGAGGCCAUGUUCUUUGCGCCCACCUUGCUGGGAUUGACGCGUCCAGAGCUCGGGAAUCACGUCAAAAUCCUGUGCCUAAGCAGCGGCAAUGCUGACGGGCUGGGCGAAAUCAGGAAGCAGGAGCUGGUGAAGAGCGGCCUUCAGCUGGGUUUGCGCGGGGAAGAUGACAUCCUCGUUAUCGAAGACAAAAACUUCCCGGAUUCAAUGACGGCUACGUGGCAACCUCGGCUGAUAUCAAACUUGCUCACCUCGGCAUUCGCCCCGAAAAUGGCCUCGAUAUCCUCCAAGGACCCCCCGCAAGCAACCAUCGACGCAAUUAUUACCUUCGAUGCUCACGGCAUCUCCUCUCACCCGAACCACAAAUCACUCUUCAACGGAGCACAUGUGUUCCUCAAAUCGCUCAUGCAUAGCCACAGCGGAUGGGAUUGUCCCAUUAAACUCUACACCCUCACAACCACCAACAUCUUUCGCAAAUACUUGAGUUUGCUAGAUUCGCCGUUCACCAUCGCCGGCGCCGUGGCAAAGAGGAAAGAGAUGGGAGGCUUCCCGACCCCAUUGAUGUAUAUCAGUGGCCCGGUAGGUUACAGGACUGCCCAGAAAGCUAUGACCACAGCACAUGAGAGUCAAAUGCGCUGGUUCCGCUGGGGGUGGAUAACUUUUUCGAGAUACAUGAUACUCAAUGAUCUGAAAAAGGAGAAGACGUUGUAA